Messenger RNA from Coprinopsis cinerea okayama7#130, 1239 nucleotides. RefSeq lists its product as hypothetical. The transcript is spliced from 2 exons. Bases 1 to 1239 code for a protein of 412 amino acids. The record is from RefSeq and is a predicted model, not a curated record. Lineage: Eukaryota; Fungi; Basidiomycota; Agaricomycetes; Agaricales; Psathyrellaceae.
AUGUCCAACGUCCCUCUCGAGCUCAUCGAGCUCAUCGUGGCCUACCUCGCGUGUCAAGGAACCCUAGGAGACCUUUCCCAAUGCGCCCUAGUCAACAAGGAAUUCGCCUCACUCUGCCAAAAGCGGAUUUUCCAUACGGUCAUGCUGGUUCAAAAGGAAGAAGGAUGGGUCCCACCAGAAGAGCGUGUCGAAUUGCCUCUCCAUCCCAUCGAGCGAUUCGCCGAGGUGGUGAAGCAAAACCCGGCUAUUGGGACGUACGUCCGGGAGUUGGAGUUAGAAAGCAUGUAUGAUUACAACAUCGACGAUGGCUUCGUGGUUCUUGAAAAUCUGCACCAAGUCCACACCUUCACAUUGGCGUUUGCGGAUGGACCCCGACAUGCGGAGCGUGCGAGACCUUGGGGCACCAUCUCCCCUGGCCUUCGAAGCUCGCUCCUCUCAUUUGUCCGUCGAAAUCCAGUGACAUCCCUGUCCCUUUUCAACAUUGGCGAGUUCCCCCAUACCUUCCUCCGCGAAUGUCGACAUCUGGAAACACUUAGCGUCCUGAAUAUAGAGCCCGACGAGAGUAUCUUCCCAUCGUCAAGUGAUACUCCCGUCAAGAUACAAGGAUUGACGUUGUUGGACGGAUCGAUCCGCUUUGCCGAACAUUUCAUCCUCCACCCAACUUCGCCUGCCAUGGAUAUAUCAGAGGCUUCGACCCUCAAGGUCCACUUUGGGAAGAAUGACGACAAUCAUGUUGUCGUUCGCGUUUUGACGCUGCCGAGUAAACUUGAGUCCCUUGAUUUAGAAUUGGAGAAAAAUUACUCCGAAUGGACCUGUCGCAACAAUAUCUUGAGCAAACUUCCCCCCUCUUCCCUUAAGACACUCAGAAGCAUCACCUUGAUUCUGAGGACUUGGGAUACUCCAGAGUUUCCUGCCUACGGGGACUUUGUCCACGAGCUCGCUUUGAUGCAGGGACAGAACGUUCUGGAGGACCUCAAUAUCAUCCCUAUCGUUCAAAUCGGCUGCGAUCUGAAUGUGGACCUGGGCCAAUGGAAGACGCUUGACGAUCUACUCUCAAUGGGGUUUCCUCGCCUUCGUAAACUGACAAUCCGCGCGUACGUAACGUUCUUCGACAGUCCUUCGCCGUUCGAAGAUGCUGCGGACAGGCAGGCGCAAUUGGAUCGAAUCUUCGCCGAAUGCUUCGAUUGGUCGAAAAGACACCUGCAUCUGACGACCAGCACUGAAUGUUGGGUCAUCUAG